AUGGACGAGGAUUACUUCUGCAGGGUGAGAAAACGCCUACACAGCUCUGGUGUGAUCACAUCCUCGCGAUCCGCGCUCAACCAUGGCGACUCUUUUGAGUUCGACGACGAUUACGUGAUUGACGUUGGUGAAGGUAAACGGCCGAACUUUACAGAGCAACUUCUUGCGCAUUUAGAGCAGCAUGGCUUACGACGAUGCUACGCGGACGAGGACGACUUUGCCGAAUUCACCGCAUCCCCAGAGGUGGUCCACGAGGAGGCUCAGGAAACCGAUCACGACGAAACAACAUCCACCUUAUCCAAGCAGGACGAUGCGCGGAGGGCGUAUUUUUAUAUCUGUGUACCCUGUGAAAUACGCCUUACAAAGGUCUACACUCACGCCGCGACGCAUAACAUUCUGGAGGACGCGCAUUACCACUUUUCAUCGGCUGCACACCGCAGCACGGCGUCGUGGAUGGCGGACCCCGAUAUCGACGUCACCCUCAGCAAUUCCCCGCUCGUUGACAUCACAGGAUACACCCGUAUUUUCGUGAACGGUGUGCCUAUGCUGCUUUCCCGCAGACCUGGCGGCGGGGAUAUGUUCUACCCCCUCCCUCACGAGCAGGAGAGGUUUAAUCCGCAUAACAAAGUCGUACGCCGGGCGCCACCGCCCCAUCAUGUCCUGGAUUCCAUUUCCAGCCCGCACGAGGAGAUGGGGGCGCACAAAAACAAAAAAUCUUCUCCACUUUACCCCUCGCUGCGAUACUCCAGCAACGCGAACUACUGGUAUCGCCCUCUUACCAGCACGUACUGCCGUAGAACACGGCAAAUUGUCUCGAGAUUUGAGGGAACCAUCGAACACGCACUGGUGAAAUGGAAGACACCCUUCCAUCAACUCACCGCUCGGCGUAGGAUUCAGGUUAAUCAGGUGCGCAUUCAAAGCCUUAAGUCUAAUCUCCUUGUGGAUAGCUCGGUGAUGCCCACGAUUCCAGCUCUAUAUCCUAUUCUUCGCCGACGCAUCGCAAAAAAAUUUCUUGAGUGCUCGAAGGGGUUGCCCGAUCCACCUCAAGCCCCUGUAGAGCCUUAUCGCGUUCAAUACAUUCAGCCUUAUCAACCAUAUCUUUUUCACUCAGACACUUUUGACGAGACACAUACCUCAAACGACGAAACAUCUAAGUUGGAUCGAUUUAUUGUAGAGUCUGAGGGUGUCUACCGCAUCGGGCUUUUAUCGGAAAAUGAACUAAAACAUCUCGAGCACGAACGCGAUCUUCUCGAUGUGGUGUGCUAUGACUUAGGCACUUCAUCGUUAGCUGGAGGAGGGCAACAAACGGAAUUUGUUACCACGGCACCUCUUACGCAAGAAAUGCUAAGCCAGCUCACGCAAAGCUCACCAUUCUCGUUGAAACAGCCAAAUGGUCACGAAAACAGCUCGAUGGGUAGCUACGGUAGUUCCUCAUUAAUAGAAAGUACUCCACCUUCAUCGAUAUCGUGUUAA
Messenger RNA from Phytomonas sp. Hart1, 1473 nucleotides. NCBI's taxonomy places the organism in Eukaryota, Euglenozoa, Kinetoplastea, Trypanosomatida, Trypanosomatidae. The record is from the annotation of a GenBank genome assembly.